CGCCCGCCCGACGGAGCCGCCCCAGCUUGCUGACUUCAUGUGAAAGAUGGCUAAUGCGGAAGUGAGUGUCCCAGUGGGGGAUGUGGUUGUGCUACCCACUGAAGGAAAUGAAGGGGAGAGCCCUGAAGAUACUAAAACCCAAGUGAUCUUGCAGUUACAGCCUGUGCAGCAAGGGAUUUAUGAAGCUGGGUCGGAGAACAACACAGCAGUUGUGGCAGUAGAAACUCACACAAUACACAAAAUUGAAGAAGGGAUUGAUGCAAGCACUAUAGAAGCAAAUGAGGAUAUGGAAAUUGCUUACCCCAUAACAUGUGGAGAGAGCAAAGCUAUUCUCCUCUGGAAGAAAUUUGUUUGUCCAGGAAUAAAUGUGAAGUGUGUCAAGUUCAAUGAUCAGUUGAUCAGUCCCAAACAUUUUGUUCAUCUGGCGGGUAAAUCUACCCUCAAGGACUGGAAAAGAGCCAUUCGUCUGGGUGGAAUCAUGCUCAGGAAAAUGAUGGACUCUGGACAGAUUGAUUUUUAUCAACAUGACAAGGUUUGCUCCAAUACCUGCAGAAGCACCAAAUUUGAUCUUCUGAUCAGCAGUGCAAGAGCACCAGUGCCUGGACAGCAGACAAGUGUGGUGCAGACACCCACUUCGGCUGAUGGUAUCACACAGAUUGCAAUCUCAGAGGAGAGCAUAGAAGAGGCAGGGCUGGAAUGGAACUCGGCUCUCACUGCUGCUGUCACCAUGGCCACAGAGGAGGGCAUGAAAAAAGACUCAGAGGAAAUUUCAGAAGACACUUUGAUGUUCUGGAAAGGAAUAGCUGAUGUAGGGUUGAUGGAAGAGGUUGUCUGCAAUAUACAAAAGGAAAUAGAAGAAUUACUCAGGGGAGUUCAACAGCGGCUCAUUCAGGCUCCCUUCCAGGUCACAGAUGCCGCUGUUCUCAAUAAUGUAGCUCAUACUUUCGGCCUAAUGGACACAGUCAAGAAGGUUUUGGACAACAGACGGAACCAAGUAGAACAGGGAGAAGAGCAGUUUCUCUAUACUUUGACAGACUUGGAACGCCAGUUGGAAGAACAAAAGAAGCAAGCUCAGGAUCACAGGCUGAAAUCCCAGACAGUUCAAAAUGUGGUACUGAUGCCUGUGAGCACUCCCAAGCCUCCAAAAAGGCCCCGGCUCCAGCGGCCAGCCUCGACCACUGUCCUGAGCCCUUCUCCUCCUGUCCAACAACCUCAGUUCACCGUCAUCUCACCCAUCACCAUUACCCCAGUGGGUCAGUCGUUUUCCAUGGGCAAUAUUCCAGUGGCCACUCUCAGCCAGGGCUCCAGUCCUGUGACUGUACAUACAUUGCCUUCUGGCCCUCAGCUCUUCCGCUAUGCCACAGUGGUCUCCUCUGCCAAGAGCAGCUCACCAGACACAGUGACCAUCCACCCGUCUAGCUUGGCUCUGAUUAGUUCCACCGCCGUGCAGGAUGGGAGUACCCUGGGCAACAUAACUACCAUGGUAAAUCCUAUGGAAUUGGUGACCAUGGAAUCUGGCAUAACCUCAACAACAAUCCAGGCAGUCGAAAGCACCUCAGAGGACGGGCAGACCAUCAUCGAAAUUGAUCCGGCCCCUGACCCAGAGGCUGAAGAUACUGAUGGCAAAGCCGUCAUUUUGGAGACCGAGCUGAGGACUGAGGAGAAAGUUGUGGCAGAGAUGGAAGAACACCAGCACCAGGUCCACAAUGUGGAGAUUGUGGUCUUAGAGGACUAACUGGGAAUCUUGGGGCCAGGAGAUAUAUUUUGGCUUGAAAUUUUAAUUAUUUGUUUAUUUUCAUCAUUGUCCCACUCAUUUCCACAUAGUUAUUUUUUUUUUUAAGAAACAAAACAAAAACAGCAACAAAAUCUUGUUUGUAACUAAAAAUGUUGAGUCCCUCCACCCUGUCAUUGAAAAAUGGACAAAAACAAGCUGCCCUUUUGAAUUUGAGAGUAGGUCACUCGAUAUCCUAAUCCUUUACCAAGAAUGUUAUUACUUUUGGGGAGCCAUCAUGAUAAUCGGAAAUCCUGUCCAGAAAGCCCUUUUCAAGCUAGUCUGUGUGGUCAUACAGUUUUGUUUUGAUAAAGAUUUAUUGACCAAACUUUGGACUGCAGAUUUGACACUGGAAGCUAACUCCCUCAAAUGUGGAUGCAGGACACUUUAUUUUGUCUCCUGGAAAGGCCCCUCUGAAGCCAGUGCAAAACGCUGGAAUUAAAGGAAGUUGAACUUUGCUUGGAGGGAAAGAUGACUUACCAGCAGCAGCUUAAAAAGGGGAAGUGCUUUGGCCAGGAUGGGGCAAGGAAAUUAUCUUAACUUCUAGAACUGUAUCUGAUGCCUCUUUAUCUCUGAGGGUUACUGCCAUGGGUGCCAUUUUUAGGAAUGGACUGAGCUGAGUGGAAGUGCACGUCUCAACAAAGCAAAUGGCAUCAGAAAUGGAAAACCUGUGACUUUGCAGAAAUAGAAAUCCAGGCAGUCACAGCUAUGCUGUGGGAUUCAAGGUGGUAGCCUCCUUGGUUCCCCACUUUGUCAAAGCACUUAUCCUUCUAAAGUAGAAUGAAUUCAUUCAUUUGCAAAUUGUCUAAUGUGUUGAAAGGUGUUUUUGGACUAUGGCUGUUGUGGGGAUGGGGCUCCAAGCCAUCUUUAUUGCAUGAUUCCAGGAGAAGGGGAGAACCUUAUCCAUACCACCUGUUCCUUAUGAGGGUCCCUCUUUUGGCUUUAGAACCAAAAGCAGCCACUCAUUUGGUGCUUCCUUUGUUGUUCCCUCCAGUCCUCAACUAUUAGUGGCAUCUGUCUCCCGAAUCCCACACUCUUCAAUUUUUUGACUGAUUUGGAGGACAGUGAUGGGUGACUGCCAGCCUUUAUCCCUUUUUAGAUUUAUUUAUACCACAGAUGGUUCUGUGAGAUACUGAGUUCAUAAUAAAGCCUUAGGCUUGGCAGGGAAGACUCCAUACCCCCAGCCUAUCCUGAAGUUUUCAGUAGAUGUCUCCUCCUUGAGUGAGCUGGAUUCCUGGGAAAGAAGCAUUGUCAGCAACACUAUAUUAUAAGAACACCAGGAAUGUCAGUAAUAUUUCCUGGCACGGGGCAGUGUACUUUGUAUUCUUUCUUUUUUUAAAUUUUGUUUGUAUAUUUAGAGCUGGGCCAUUUUUCUGUGCUGUGAUUUCUUCUCUGACCAUCUUCAAUGUUUGGAGCAAGAAUAGAUCCUGGUUUUAAUUUCUUUGACUGCAUUGUUUAUUGCACUAGAAAAAAUAUAGGAAAACUGUUGGCAAUUAAAGAAAAAUAGGUCCAAAAAAAAAAAAAAAAAAGGAAGCACACACUAGGUGUUGGAGGGCUUUUGUUUUGUUUUACUUUUUUUUUUUUUUAAUUAAAAGCAAAACUUUGAC
Molecule: messenger RNA, 3378 nt
Organism: Suncus etruscus (white-toothed pygmy shrew)
Lineage: Eukaryota; Metazoa; Chordata; Mammalia; Eulipotyphla; Soricidae
Gene: GMEB1
Product: glucocorticoid modulatory element binding protein 1
Exons: 10
Coding region: 47-1735 (562 amino acids)
Biological process (GO): positive regulation of transcription by RNA polymerase II
Cellular component (GO): nucleus
Molecular function (GO): DNA-binding transcription activator activity, RNA polymerase II-specific; RNA polymerase II cis-regulatory region sequence-specific DNA binding
Source: RefSeq, a predicted model, not a curated record